UAAAAAUGAUAUUUAAUAUCCUGUAUUGACUACAAUAGAAAAUGUGUGGAAAAAAAUAACAAUUGCACAAAAUUCGGGAGAAAUUAAAGCGCGUUCUACCGUAAUGCACAGUACGGCACACACACACACACACACACACACCGCAGGUACUAAACCAUUUAGUACGGUAGUGUGUGUCUUUUUGGUGAUUUGGACUGAACUCAAGUCACGUGCUCCAGGACAGGAGCCAAUCAGGAGCCAGCCAACGAGAAAGAAACAGUGAGAGAAAGAGAGAGAAAGAGAGAGAGAGAAGGAGGAGGUCACAAAAGAGAGAGAGUAGGGGAGAGAGAGAGAGAGAGAGACGAGAGCAAAACAUCAAAAGAGGCGAAGCACGCUGUACCAUGCGAGCUCGCGCUCGAAAAUCCCAAUGUCGGAUCCACGGUGACGCGCAUCAUCUUCAUCACCACCACCACCACCGCCAUCAUCAUCAUCACCAACAUCAUCACCAACAUUAUCACCAUCGAUCGCCCCGUUUUGCGAAGGAAACGUGUUUUUUUUCCACCGGAGGAACUUCGCAGGAACACGGAGGUUCCGCGCGCGGGGAAACAUGGCCGAAGGUUUUUACCCCGAUUUUGUUUCCUCCUCUUCUUCUCUUUCUUCUUCUUCCUCUUAGAAAAAUAAUGAACAAAAAAAUGCAAUUGUUCACCAUUUCACUUUCAUUUCGCUCUCUCGGGACGGAGCACCGGGUCUCGGUAGUUUCACUCAGUUGUUUUGUGCACGCGCGGGUUUGUUUACGCCGCGCGAUCGCACGCGCGAUUGGGGGGGGAGCGGUUCCUUUUUUUAUUUUCUUUCUUUUUCUUCGCCCUAGAAUUAAGAUGCUUAAAGGUGAGGGGUCAUUAAGGGGGGGUGGUAUCGUGUCGCACGCGCACCUGACCGUCACACACACACACACACACACACACACUAUACAAAAUAAAAAAAGAGGGGGAGAAAACGUGCUCGUGAUUUACGGUACGCACGUGGAAGUCGUGUAAAGUUAGUUGUUGUGGAAUUGAGCGAUCGCAUCAGCAGGGGGUUCAUACAGCCGUGUUCCUCACAUGCAGCUGAGCUCCUGGGUGAUGGUGGUUCCCCGGUGGUGCACACACAUGAUUAGAUGUGAUGUAUCUCAACACACACCUUGUUCGGAGGAAAAUGGGAAUUUCCAUGUUUCGCCCACACACGUUGUGUGUGUGUGUGUGUGUGAUGUCUUUUCAACCAAGCAAAACUCCAUGUUGCUGCAGGUCUACAUCACUAAGCAGUGUGUUUGCUCUGUUUGACCCUGUAGGGAGGCCCGGCGGAGACACCGCCAAGUGCCCGGGGCAGGAGGAGCGGAGCCCGGGGCAGGUCCUGGCUGGAUCGGGCUACUGCAAAUGGUUCAAUGUGCGCAUGGGAUUUGGAUUUAUAUCGAUGACCCACAGCGAGGGGCGUUCAGUGGAGCCUCCAUUAGACGUCUUUGUUCACCAGAGUAAACUGGUGAUGGAGGGAUUUCGGAGCCUGAGGGAAGGCGAGCAUGUGGAGUUCACCUUUAAAAGGUCCAGUAAAGGGUUGGAGUCACUCAGGGUAACGGGGCCCGGGGGCGGACCCUGCUCCGGCAGUGAGCGACGCCCUAAAGGCAAGGCCCCGCCCCCGAAACGCAAACCAAAGGGAGACCGGUGUUAUAACUGUGGAGGUCUGGACCACCAUGCUAAAGAGUGCAGUUUGCCACCUCAGCCAAAGAAAUGCCACUACUGUCAGAGUGUGACCCACAUGGUGGCCCAGUGUCCCCACAGGGGGGCAGCAUCACCCAGCAGCUCUCAGGAUCCCCGUCUGCCCCGAGACGACACCCACUCUUCAUCUCCAGAGGACACGCCUCCCACCUCUCAGCGCAGGAGGACGCCUCGAGACUGACUGCAGACUCUAACCUUUGACCUCAUUUUGAGAGAGCCUGGAUCCAGCAUCAUCUACCUCACACGCUCGAGGAACAAGGGAGGUCCUCGCUUCCUGCGCAGCUAUGGCUAUGGCAACAGCCGCGUGUGUGUGUGUGUGUGUGUGUGUGAGAGAGAGAGAAGACCCUGACUUUUUGCCCUCUAUGCAACUAUUGCACAGGUUAUCAGGGGGUAACUGAGUGUCUGUGUGUGUGUGUGUGUGUGUGUGUGUGUGUGUGUGUGUGUGAAGUGGGAGAUCAAAAUCCGUAGUCAUCACGUAAACCUCAUGCCGUCUUCAAGCUGCUAAUUUCGAUCAAACUGCUAUCACGAGUUACGGAGUUACAAUCAACGUUUUUCUUUUUAAACAUGGACAUUCCCUGUUUAAAAACUCAAAUCAAUCCGCUUUAAUGAACCAGGCUGCUCGUGAGCGUCGACCAAAAGCACGGGCUACACGCUAAUGCUAAUGCUAAUGCUGCAGCUACAGAACAACCAAUUGGAACAAUUUACCGCCGAGUCAUCAGUAACACACUGGUCGAUUUGAAAACAUGGGAAAAAAAACCCAAUAUAUUUUAUCCGGUAUUUUUUGGUUUUUGGUUUUACACUCAAAGUUUGGAUCAAAGUUUGUCGACAUGGAAAUUGUUGUGAUCACAUGACAAUCACACAGCAACGUUUUCUGUUCACCUAAAGUGCGUUUUAACAUGAAAGCAGUUUGAAGUAUCCACUUACACCGAAACCGGAGCGAAUCGGAAAAAAGACGAACAUUUAAAAAUAAGAUGCGUUUUUUUAAAUAUCGUCUGUGCUUUGCAAAUGCAGUUCAUGUCAAAGUUGCUGAAUUCACAAUCAUUUUUCUGCAUUUAAAGAAAUCAGGUGGAACUAAUUAAUCGUUAAAAUUUAAAUUAAUUGAAGUUAAUCCUUUUAAUACUAGUAAAAUAACUCGGCUUUGAGCUUUAAUCUGUGAACGAAGCCAAAGUGUGUGUGAAUGUGCGGAGGUUGUGUGAGUUUCUCUCGAGGAUUAUUGGUGAAUUCCAGCUGUUCCAAACUCAUGGCUUUACAUAGACAUAAACGUCUAAAGGCAUUAGAUCAAUAGUGUGGGGUUGUUUUGUUGCAUGGUGACCGACAGUACCGACGCUUAAACCUUAAUAUAUGUCCUUAAAAAAUUAUAUGAAAAAAUAUGUAUAUAAAAGCUAGAUAACUGAAAUAGUUUCUUUUCUAGCUGUGGCAUUGAGUCAUUCAGUCUCAGCCGAGACACGAUCACAGACCCAUUUCAAUUAAAUUCAUAGCUAGAGACUGGCGUUAAUAUAAAUGAACAGAGAACAUAAAUAUGACUCCUCACUAGCAUGAUAGUUACCUAAUGUUUUCCAUUGAUCCAUCGCUCUUGUCCACACGUUUACGGAAAAUGUCGCCUUUUUUUAUUUCAGACACACAAAUAAGGAUUGAAAUGAGCACAGCAGCCCAGUAGGUGGCGAUGGUCAUAAAUCGUUCAGUCCAGCGCCUCGAGAAUAACAGGAUUUGCGUAAAUGCAGUCUUCAAGCACCACAAAAUCCUUCACAUGAAUCUUACUGUCAGGCCGAACUCCACCACAGCGAUCAUGCUAAGGGCUAAAAGUGACAUUUAAUGGCACAAUAUCGGAAAUGUCUGCGCACAAAAGAACCACGUUUCAGUCCGACCUUUUUCUAAAUGUUUACAUUUUAACACGUUUUUAUUAGUGACUCACAAACCCCUAUAUAAACUGCUCUGUCUGUAGAUGUGUGGAGACUGGGACUGCUUCCUUUAGACAGGGACAUGGAACUGAUCAUGCGUGACACUAAGACAGACCAGUGUCUGAUGAUGACAGUCAGCCGGUUGCACCUGUACGUCUGCUUUGAAUCAUUUACUCUGUGAACUCUCAGCCAAUGGGAUUUCAUACAUGAAGUAGCUUUUUAGAACUGGACUGUGAUGACGUGUGUGAAGGAGCUUCAGUGUCAAUCUCAAUAACGAUACUCUGACUCAUCAUGAACGCCAUCCUGUCUCUCUUAACACGCGGCCCAUAUUGAGGAGUGUGUGUGUGUGUGUGUGUGUGUGUGUGUGUGUGUGUGUGUGUGUUUGCGUGCAGUUUCACCCAGAGAGAGAAACACAGUGCUGCUUUUCAUAAUCACUUGAACUGGCACAAAAAAAACGUGUGCAACUGCGACGCCUCUCCUCUGACCACACUGAAUGUGAAAAGUUCUUGAACUCGCAGCUGGUUCCAUAAACCUUUUUAAAAAAAAUUUUUAUUUUGGAAAACAUUUUGUGUCGACAAAUCCAACAUUUACACACAGCAUACCGUAUUUUCCAGAAUAUAAGACUUGAUGCGCUAAUUUUUUCGUAUUUAUUUAUUCUUUUUCUGCCGUUAGCUUUGCGCUACCAUAUAAAUACUAAUAACGUUUACAAAACUCACUAAUGGAAUUCCGUCAUCAAAGGAAUCCAGUGAAUAGGAGCGUUAGCACACUAGAAGGACAUUUACAAAAGCACACACUAUCUAUCUCUUUGACGUGCUGGACACCUCAGAUACCUCGCUUUUCAUCAAAGCACUAUACUAUCAAAUGUUUUGAGAGGAAGCUCACAAGACUUGUAUUUAGCUUGAGUCUGGAAGUAAUCUUGGAUAGCUUGUUACUGUUUUUACCCCUGUUUGUGUCCAAUUAGUAUUUUUCUCAAAAGUCGCUGUUGUGACAUUAAAGCGAAUUUGUUCUGCGCUCUAGCUAGCUUCCAUCGUGUUCAGAUAUUGUUAAAAGUCUGGUACAUUCGGUCAAAAGAUUUAGAGGAAGAGGAUAUUUGAAUAGCAUUUUAGUAUUUCAAGAAUGGACGAGACCAACUAGAGCCCCUAGGAGUUAGUGAUUAGCUAACAAUUGUUUAUGUUUUCAGCAUUUUUAAAAUGACAUUUAUGUGAACUAGCUAGCUAAAGUUAUUUCUCGGCGCUAGUUAGCUAUUAAUCUUGCAAGGUGUCGCUUGACUGACAUGAAAGAACCAUUCGAUUAAGUUCAGACUUGCAAACUAAUAUUUAUCUCGUACAUCAGGUAGCUUGCUCCAGAGCGACUUCUGGAAAAUACGGUAUACGUACUGGUUUUAUAAAGAAUAAAUCAGCUCUAUUUUGGUAUAGAUGUUUAUACCAAAGAUGACAACUGUGCUGAAGUCAUGUUAAGUGUGGAAGUUCUGCGUCAAUCUCUCGAAACAUGAAACGAACAGAAGGUCUGACACUGAUGUGGCACGCAGUGUAUCGACUGCACGAUUAUUAUGUUUCUGUGUGCAUGCGUGCGUUCUAUUUAAUCGAUCGAAGAAAAAAAACAAAACACAAAAAAACUGCAAUCCGUGAGAGAGAGCACAGUUAUAUUAUACUGCCUAUUUUUUUACCCACAAUUCCUCUCAGGAUGAACUUCUCUCAGGGAACGAAUGGAGUAACUGAACUGAUCGUAUUCUCUUGGGAAGACUGUGCCGUUUUCUUCAACGCAAAACCUCAUCACUGUUGAUUUUCCACACAUGCAGUACAACAACGUGCUGAUCUAUUAACAACUACCUCUUUGAGUUUUACAUAGUCAUGCGUUUGUUUCAUUCGUCUGUUUGUUUUUGUUUCAUGGGGUUUUUGCUUUUUGUUUUCUGUGUCAUAUAUGAAUGUUUUAUUUCUAUGGUAAUACGUUUGUUUACAGUAAAAGCCUACCUCAUUUUCUCUGUUCAUCUCGGCCUGUAUGAGGUCAGCGUUUGAGGUUCUGUCCUGAUGUUCUGAGCCGCUGUUUGUGGAGAGAAAAUCAGACAGAGCGCCGUAUUCAUCUCUGAUAAUAUCAGGCUUUAGCAAUUUUUGCAGUUUAUACAUGGAAUAGUGAUGUGUGUUAGUGUAAAGCUGGGCAUACACUACACGGAUUCUAAAAAUUACACAAACAAACAAACGUAAUGUUUUAUAAAAAUACAAAAUCCUAAUCUUUAUGAAAUUAACACAAUUAGAAAAAAAUUAUCGUCAAUAUAUCGACUUUCAUAAUGCGAUAACGAAGCAUUAUAGAAUCAUAGGAUGCUCAUAUCUCCAUGUAUUGAUUCUCCAUCCUGGCACAGUAGAAUGCUGUCAAGAAUUCAAAGCAUCAAAAGCAUUGAAAAUGCACGUGUUUAAAUGUAAUUUACUAAAAGUUUUACCAAUUUUAAUAAAAAUAAUUAAAAUUUGCAUUCAGAAUUUGGAGUAAUGCUGCAUUUCCAUUGUAGCUAAUAAAAUUCAGAUCUGCCGUUCUAUUAUUAUAUUUCAAUUCGAUGAUGAACAUAUUUAAAACAAAGCACACAUUUCAUAGCAUUUAAUAUACCAUACUAUAACUGAUCAGAUCUCUUUCACAACUUGCUUUUAAAAUACUGAUACAGUAUAAUGUUCAGCUUGAAUGGAGAAGAAAAUGUUACGCUAUAGGAAGAAUUUUCAUUAUUAUUGCAGAAAGAACCUAAAUAACAAAUGUUCUGCACUUGUUUAACUUUUAAUCGAAUGUAUUUAGAUAAAGGCAGGAAAAUACUAAAAACUUAGCAAAACUAUCGAUGAACUUCAUUCGUUUCUGAUAACUCCAAUCCUGCUAAUUACAACUAAUAGCUAACAAUAAAAUAUGAUAAACAUAUGAAAAUAUUGAUGAUGUAGGUUAAGAGAAUGAAACAUAGUGUUAAUCAGUGCAGUUUCGAGUAAUUAAUUUACAAUCCUUUUGAAAAAACAUUAAACUAGCAUGCUAACAUCUUGACUAGCAACACUACUGCUUCACUGUUUACAGUGAGACUAAAUCACUGAGACACAAUAAACAUUUGGCAGUUUUACAAGUGAAAUUUUUGCUGACAGCAACAAAUAUUUUUAGAUCUUUUUUUUUUUUGAUGAUUUGCUAUUUUUGGAUUUUAAAAAAGGAUAAAAAAAAACAAAAGGCUAACAGUCCUAUAGUGUUUGUCCAGCUAAACACUUUAGUGGAAGUGUAUUAACACUGAUCGUCCAUCAUGUGAUUUACUCCACAUGAACAUCUCAGCGUUAGAAUCAUUAAUAAAACAUUUUUCUGAUUUAACUGUUUUUCAAGUAUGAAAGUAUUAAUUGACACUGAAGGUAUAGAAACUAACUCAGUCGUUUAGGAAGUGCCAGUAAGUACAGAAUUGUUUUUAUCUUUGUCACUGGAGUGCCUGUUCUCAUUGCCAUCAAUGAAGUAGUAUAGUGUUAAAACUGCCUUUAAAAAAAGUCUAAAAUCUUAGGAAUUCUUGCAAAUGGCCUUUAGUUGUAAGCUGUUCAUAUUAAUACACAAAUAUAACUGUUUAGGCAUGAGCCGACUCGAAGCGUUUACUUCAGUUCAUCCUAAUUUCAUAAUCUUUUAUCAUAAUUUCCCAUGUUAUUAUUAUUUUUAUAUUAUUUAUACAUUUAUCAGUACUUGUACCUUUUGUUUUUUGUCACACAGAUGACUAUUUAGACAAAUGAAGCGAGUCAACUGACUAAUGAAAUGUAGAGAAAUCGACAAUACUUUAAAGGAUACAUGAUAUUAACAAUAUUUUAGCGUAAGGGUGUAUUGUUUAAUCAAUUAUCAGGUUAAUAAUCAUGUAGUCUUGUACUAAAAGUUCAUCUACAUUCAUGUACAUUUGAUUUCAGCUGCUUUUUUCAGAGGAGGAGUUGAAAUACACCGGUGUUACAUUCGUUAAAUUAUUAAAACAUUAAUUUUACGUUAUUAAAACAUUAUUAAACAUUCAUUACGCAUGUGUUGUGUGGAAAGUUGGUUUUUUCAGUUUAUUGCUGGAUAGAAGAGCAUUAAUGCAAUAAAUCAGGUUCGGACCUCUUUGUCAACAUUUUGAAAUACAGCUUGUUCCCUUUGAAUUUUUCCGACAAUGAAAUCUCAAGCAUUUUUAGAGGAAACUCUGUCAGGUUUUUCAUUUUGGGUUUUCUUUCAAAUAGAUUUGUAAAAUUUUAACCUGUUCUCUGUGUAACAGUAAAACUCUACAAGUUUAAUACAAAAUCAUUUGUUGGGCAAAACCCCAUUCUAACUACCAGUUUUGUUUCUUUGUUCUUUUUUUCUCCAUUUAAAACCCCAAUAGUCAUUUUGUCUGUGUUUUAAGCAUUGAAGGAUUUUUUAACUCAAAUGUCACUUCUUAUCCCACUUCUGCUUUAAAAGUCUGUAUGAAACUUAUGAGGGAGUUUUCUGGUAUUGACUGAUCUGAAUAAAGUAGCGAUGAGAAACUAAUUUGGACCUAGAUGAAAGUGUACUUUAGGCAGUUCACCAUAUAAACCCCAAUGAACUCAGUGAACUCUUUUGCCCUCUCAGAGCUCAUAUAGUAACAUUCACUCACCUGCAUAUUCCUGUUCAAUUAAAUUAAAUUAAUCCUGUCUUUCUUUGUCUUUUAUUUUCAAAGCAUAUCACUCAUUGUAUCCUCAUUAUCUGGUCUGUGAAUUCUUGUUGAACUAUGUUACUUUUGAAGAUUAAUUGAUUGAAAUUAAACCUGCUAUAUCGAUGCUAA
Molecule: messenger RNA, 8369 nt
Organism: Silurus meridionalis
Lineage: Eukaryota; Metazoa; Chordata; Actinopteri; Siluriformes; Siluridae
Gene: lin28b
Product: lin-28 homolog B (C. elegans)
Exons: 3
Coding region: 1138-1905 (255 amino acids)
Molecular function (GO): nucleic acid binding; zinc ion binding
Source: RefSeq, a predicted model, not a curated record